Molecule: messenger RNA, 1662 nt
Organism: Heterostelium album PN500
Lineage: Eukaryota; Evosea; Eumycetozoa; Acytosteliales; Acytosteliaceae
Exons: 6
Coding region: 1-1662 (553 amino acids)
Biological process (GO): protein deubiquitination; double-strand break repair via homologous recombination
Molecular function (GO): ubiquitin binding
Source: RefSeq, a predicted model, not a curated record
AUGAUAUUACAUACAAUUUUACUAGUUGUAAUUUCUAUUGCAACAAUCAAUGGUAUGAGCAUUGCCUCUGUUAAACAAGAGAUAAAUGAGAAGUUCAAUGCCAAUUCAGUCACCCAAUGUACACUUAAUAUAAUUUUUACGACAUGCAAACCUACACCCACUGGUUAUACAUGUCCAUCUAUAGCUGAUUGUAUAACAGCAUUCUCUCGUCAAGCGCAACCAACUCAAUCCUACCAAGUUUUGAUUCCGGCAGGAUCUUAUGGACAAAGUGACUGUCCAGGAAAUGUAGGUGCACCACCACUCUCUGGCUCUCUUUCUUUUAUUGGUUACGGUGGUCUAGUCGAAUUCCAAUGUAAAUCUACACAAUUCAUUUCAAUCGAUUCUGGAGAUAAUCCAUUAAACAUUUUGUUUGAUAGUUUAUCUAUUAGCGGAUCUGCUACAUAUAAUGGAGGUAGUAUCGAGAUUCUUGGUAAUUCAACUAGUCCUUUAUACUCUAAUCUCUAUCUCUUGAAUGUAACUGGUAACGGUAGUUAUGCCGGUGAUUAUGGUGGAUUUGCAAGCUGUUCUUUCGCCAGAGUCUACGUUAUCAAUAGUACAUUCGUUGGUAACAUUGCACAAGCCGGAGGAGGUGUAGUUUUUGCACCAUUCGGAUUGCUUAUAUCACUGCAAUCGAACUACUAUAAUAACAGUAUCUACAGAACCAAUGGUGGUGCUAUCUACUCUUCAACUGCAAACUUGAUCAACUCCACCUUUACUGGCAACUAUGCUUAUAACGGAGGUGCUGUCGCUAGUAUCUACUCGAUGGAUGCUGUCAACUCCUCAUUCACUAAAAACCGCUGUUCAUAUGUAGGUGGUGCACUCUAUGCUUUGAGCGGUAUCAAAGUCUACGGUUCUACCUUCCAAAGUAAUAACGGCUAUUAUGGUGGCGCCAUAUAUGGAGUGAACAUGACCAUUGAUGUUUCAAGCUUCAAAGGUAAUCAAGCUUUGAAUGGUGGAGUCGGAGGAGCUGUAUAUGUAGCUGGUGAAAAUCCAGGACAAAUAGCCAUUUCCAACACAACCUUCAAUCAAAACAGUGCCGACGGUUCUGGUGGUGCCAUUUAUACCAUUGAAACAUCACUCUACUUGAUAAACUGUGUAUUCAAAAACAACUCUGCCAAUCAUGGUGGUGGUAUUUUUGUAUCUUAUAGAUCAUCAGACUAUACCGAAGUUAACAUUAUUAGUUCAAUACUAACAGAUAAUACCGCUGUUUCAAAUGGAGGUGCAAUUAAUAUGUUCGAAUCAAGCUACGGUCCAUUAUUAGUUAAUUUUUAUAAAUCUGUCUUUGAUAGAAACACUGCUGGUAACUAUGCUGGUGGUGCAUAUUUCUUGCAGUAUCCCAAACAAUUGUUGGGAGGUGUAUUCACCAACUCUGUUUCCAGUGAAACAGAUUCAUAUACUUUCUACUCUGAAUCGAUUCAAGGUGUAAACACUGCGAACAUUACAAUUCCAUCUGAACAAAACCCAUAUUAUGUAACUGUUUUUGAUGAACAAUCAUUUUCCUAUUAUAAAGCAAUAGGUGUAACUGGUUCAUGUUUUAAUGGUGUUGCUAAAAUCAAUGAAAAUGGAUAUAUUCUAAGUUGUUCAUGUUUUGCUGGUUCAACAGGUCCAUCAUGUGAUAAUUAA